Molecule: messenger RNA, 619 nt
Organism: Apis mellifera (honey bee)
Lineage: Eukaryota; Metazoa; Arthropoda; Insecta; Hymenoptera; Apidae
Product: transmembrane protein 223
Exons: 3
Coding region: 100-546 (148 amino acids)
Biological process (GO): nervous system development
Cellular component (GO): mitochondrion
Source: RefSeq, a predicted model, not a curated record
CAAAAAAAUAUAAAUAUACGAUAUAUAAAUACAAAUAUCCAAAAUAAUGUAAUAUUGUAUAAGAAUAAUUCUAAAAAUGAAUUUAUUUUAUUAAAAGUGAUGUUUUAUGGAUGGGGUAUUUCUAGUAUAUUAUUCUUAUUAAAUACUUAUAACCCAAAAUAUAUAUCAACAUUAUUUGAAAAUAUAUCUUGGAAUGAAUAUUUCAAAAGAAAUGGAUUACAUAUGGUAUAUUUUAUAAAUUUUAUAAUUAUUGGACCUGUUGGUACUAUAUUAUUCUAUAUAAUAAAUCAUAGAUUUAUAAAAUACAUCAUUUUACAUAAAGGUGGUAAUAAUGUAUCGAUUAUUACCAAUCACCCAUUAAAAAAUAAUUAUACUAUGACACUUCCCAUUAAUAAGAUAAAAAUUAAAAUUGCAAGAGAUAAAAUGAAGAAUUAUUUACCUAUGAAAAUUCAAGGUAGAAGAUUUUAUUAUAUUAUUGAUAGCAAAGGAACAUUUUUAAAUGAAAAAUUAUUUGAUUACACAGUUGGAAAAGCAAAAAAUUGGUAAAAGAUUGGUAUAAUUUAUAUAUGUAAAAGUUGUAUAAUUUAUAUAUGUUACAAAUAAAUUAUUAUGAAUUAAA